Molecule: messenger RNA, 2601 nt
Organism: Trichomonas vaginalis G3
Lineage: Eukaryota; Parabasalia; Trichomonadida; Trichomonadidae
Product: biological adhesion protein
Exons: 1
Coding region: 1-2601 (866 amino acids)
Source: RefSeq, a predicted model, not a curated record
AUGGAUUGCAUUGAUAUUUCAACAGGAACAUUAAAUGAUGAAGAUGAGAAUGAUUCAGAAGAACCAGUUCAGCCAUUAAAUCAAAAUAAUGAACAAAUAAUUCAAGAGAAUCAGUAUCUUCAUCACAUGAAUGAGCAAUUACAAGAAUCAAUAACGAAAAUGAAAGCUCAACUUCAAGAUGCGCUUAGUGCUGUUGAAAAAUCGAACUGUUUUACAGAACAAAUUCAACAACUCAAAGAUCAAUUACAGGAAGCAAGAGCACUAAAUGAGCAAUAUCAAAAAGAGAUUGAGCAAUCUAAAUCCAUGACUGUUCAAAAUAGUAAUGUAGAAAAUUGCGCAGAAAAUAUUGUUAUUACAGAUCAAAUCAGUUCCUUACAAGCUCAAAUAGCAAAAUUAAAGAAUGAACGCACUAUUUUCAAGCAAGCUGAUGCCGAAAAGACUGAAUACAUAGAUCUUUUAUCAAAUUCAAUACUUAAAUUAAAAAGCUUGAAGAAAAAGAUGAAAAAGAAAAUCAUUUCAUUAUCUGAAUCUAAUAGUCAGAUGAAAGAUUUACUUAAUGAAGCUGAGGCUAAAGCAAAGAAAGAAGAAGAACAAAAAUCAAAUUUAUCAUCAGAAGUUGAACAGCUAAAGGCUAGUCUCGAAUCAAAAGAUAAGCAAAUUAAUGAGUUAAGUAUCAAUGUUUGCCAAUUGCACAAUGAAAUUCAUGCAAAAGAUACUGCUAUCGAAUUCAUUCAAAAACAGAUUGAAUCUCAGAUUGAUGAAAUGGCAGAAUAUGAAAACCAACGUAGUUUAUUUGAUGAUAUAUUAGGAAAGAUGAAUAAAAUGGCAGUAUUGAGUGAAAAUACAAUCUUAGAUUUAGAAGAGAAGCUAAAAGCAAAGCAACAAGAUCAGCCAAAGAAAGAAGCUGAAAAAUCCAAUGUAAAUAUUUUCAAUAAAGCAAACAUUCUUGAUCUAAAACUUCCGUUCCAGGGUGAAAUUAAAGAUGAUCUUGAGAAAAUCUUGAAACUUGUUCAGUAUGAUCCAGUUCAACGCUUACAAUUGAUCAUCAACGAGUUAGCUAAGACAAUUGAAUCUAUUACGAAAGAAAAUUUCAUUCAGAAGAAACAAUUAUCAAAUCUUAAUUCAAAUCAGCCCACAUCUUGUGAAGAUCAAGGAAAUUAUAAGGAAAUUCUUGCUUCUCUUAUUACUUAUUUGAGAAAUUCAUCGAAUAUUCCUGAAAAUGGCGAAGAUGAUGAAUUCAAUAAUUUCAUUGCAGAAAAAUUCUCUAAUAUUGAUCAAAUCAUAGAUGAAAAGAUGAAAGAAGAUGAGAACUACAUAAAUAAUUCUUUCUUCAUGGAGAAAGACAUAGAAAAACGAAAAGAAAUGAUAACAAAUCUUUUGACGAAAGAUGAUAUUACAAGAGAUGUUUUGAUUGCACAAUUCUUGAUCAGCAUGGAUCACAAUGAGCCUAAAAAGCCAGAAGAAACCGAGAAUGCAAACGAAAAUGAAAAUAAUGAAGAAUCUGUCUUCGAAGAAAAUCUCCCUCAAAAUGAUCUUCAAAAUACAAUCAAUGAACAAGCUGAACAGAUACAUAAACUUAAGGAGACCAGGAGAAAGAUGUAUGACAACAUAAAGAAGCUUCAAGCAGCUAAAUUAGAGCUACAAACCAAAGAUUCUGAACAAAAGUCAAAGAUCAAUGCAUUAGAACUUGAAAUAGAUAAUGUUCAACGCGAAAACAACAUUCUUCAACUGAAGAUAAACGUUUUGAAUCAUGAUAUCGCAAUGAAAAAUGCUCAAAUAAAUGAAGAGUUAGAAAAGAAAGAUAAUGAAAAUAAAGACUUCCAAAUGUUACAAGAGAAAGUUUUAUCUCUUGAAAAAGACCUUCUAAUUAAGACACAAGCUAAUGAAGAUCUUACAAAUCAAAUGCAGAAACUUCAAGCCAAACUUGAUGCAAGUAAAAAGUCACAUGCUAAAGCCACAAAGAAACUUGAAGAUUCUUAUAUCAAUAAGAUUAAUGAAAUGGAAGGAAGGCUUCACGAAGUUGAAGAAAAGAGUAAUUCUAAAGCUAAACUCAUGAAGAAGAACUUAAAUGGCGUUAAACAACAAUACGAAGAAACAAUUUCAACAAUCACUAAGCAAUAUAAUGAUGUUAAAACAUCACUUGAAGAAACAAUUAAGUCCCUAAACACUAAAUUAAGUGAUCAUAGAUCAGACAUUCAGAAAUUGAACGAGAAGCUUAGAGCCGAAGAAAAUCUUGUUGAUCAAUUUACAAAGCAAAAUGAAAUUUUGCGAAGCUCAAAUGACCAAAACGAACAAGAACUAACUAGAAUCAAAAACGAGUAUGCAAAAGAGAAGAAAGCUCUUCAAGCUAAGAUUACUUCCAUCAAUUUCACAUGCGAUGCACAGUUAAACGAAAAAGUUCUUUCCCUUGAAAGAAAAUACAAUACAAAGAUAAAUAGUUUCAUACAAAACGUUUCUGAGACAAUUGGAAAGUAUUACAACAUAAGUGAAUCAUCUCUAAAUGAAGAAACAAUGGGUCAGCUUCUUCUUCAUGCUAAAGAUGAUUUAGACAAAUUGAAAUAUUUCCAAUCUGAAUCAUUAGAAAAAGCUCAAACAAAAUAA